GUUCGUUCAUUGCUCCUCCUUCGUAUAUAUCACCUGACAUCAACAUCUUUAAUUUCUUCUGGCCAAAACAGCAGUGCCAGCCUGCAAAUUUAGGUGCUAGCAGCUAGCAACAUAAUUGAUCUGGAUUAUUGGAGGGUGCAAAUCGGUCGAUGGGUUAGAUUUCUGGAGCUUCUUGUCUUUUGCCAGGCCUUCACUGAAAUAUAUCAUUCAUCAUGCCUCCGAAGAAGAUGAUUUAUGCACACAGCGUCAGAGCGGCGGUGGAAAAUAUAAUCCCUUACCUAGAGGAUACGAGCAAUACUGCAGAGAAGGCCAUCUAUUUUGGUGGAUGGCAUGGUUUGGCUGCUUCAGCAGUGCUUAGAGCUAUAGCUGAGGACCCUCCACCAUCUCUGUUGAAGAAAUUCAGCAAGAUCAUCCACGUUGAUUGCUCGAGAUGGAAAAGCCGAAGAGCACUCCAGAGAACAAUCGCACAAGAACUGAAACUUCCUCAACAGUUAAUGGCUAUUUUUGAUAGGCAAGAUGAAGAAGAUGAUUUCCUCGGGAUAGAUGAAGGCUCAAGAGCUGAAAUAAGAUUCGUUGGGGGAGAGAUCCUUAAAGUCCUUAUAGGGCACAGAUGUUUAGUGGUCUUUCAGAAUGGAAGCAAUGAUAUGGUUAAUUUCAAUGCUUUUGGCAUUCCUCAACCAGAAUUUUUUGAUACUAAGGUAUUAUGGACAUUUCGAGGAAGACUUCGGCUCAACCCAGGAAUUGGUGAGAAGGUGGAUAAUUCACAUCUUUUCCUUUCUUGUGACGAUAGUGCCUUUAGGUGGAACAAUGUGCUGCAAGAUGAGGCUAGAGAAAUUGUUGGGUACACAAAUGAGCUUGGUGAAGUAGCUACACAGUGUUGCUUGUAUCUGCUAUCAUUAAAUUCUAAGGGAGGCAACAUCAUGGACUACAACUGGGCCACCCAUGCUUCGAACUAUUGGGUCUGCGAUGGGAUUAUACACGGAGGUCAGGGUGACGAAGCAUGGAAGGUUGCUGCUGCUCUGCAUCAACACAUAAAUAUGGAGGAUUAUUCAUCUAAUGCACUACCCUCUUUUGGUGAUAAGUUGGAGACUCCUCCGAAACGAUGGAUAUUGGCCAAGGAUAGCUCUGUUGUGCAUCCAAAAUCAACAUCAUUUUUCCUUGCUGCAGUCGCAAGCGGAUCUAAUCCUCCAUUAAGACCAUUGCCUAAUGACAUGUUUCAGCAAUCGGACAAACUUCGUGUGCUCAAGUUAUGUUGCUGCACAUUCAAUUUUUCUUCACCUCCCUUUGGUUGUUGCCGCAGCUUAAGAUUCCUCGGAUUAGAUGGCUGCAAGGAUCAGGGAGUAGAAGAAGAUGAGAAGCAAGAUAGACCAACAAUGGAAUUGUUUCAGAGCCUAUGGGUACUGGACAUAUGCGACACAGAUUGGAAGUUGGAUUUAGCAACAUACAUAACACAGCAGAUGGCUGCAAACAUUAGGGAGGUACAUAUAAAGAAAGGAAGGAUUUGGUGCCACAAUUUUUCAUGGCGAAAACUGCAGAACCUUCAGAAGCUUCUAGUGAUUGAGCCUACAAGGCCUUGGCAGACAGGAGAAGAGGAUGAAUUUACAGAUACAGUGAAGAUGGAAUUCCUCGACCUUUCUGGGAAUAGGACACUACAAGUUUUGCCCAGCCUGUCAAAAGCAACUAGCCUCAAGACCUUGGUUCUAGAUGGUUGUGUUGGGUUGGAGCACCUUGGACCAGAAGCACUCCCUCCGUUACUUGAAUCAUUCAGCUUGGAUGUAGGAGGAGUAGAAGAUCAUUCCAAGGAAGCCCAAAUAAGAUGCAUCUCUAUGGCUGGUUGUGCAAGAUUGUCCAACUUCAAGCUAGGUGGAUCACUUCCAAACCUCGACGAGCUGGACCUCUCAGGCACAGGAGUCAAGACACUUGACCUCACAACUCAGGUAAUGCUGGCCCCAUGUCUCCAACGAGUCAUGCUGUUGGGAUGUGAGCAAUUAUGUGUUGUCCUUUGGCCUGAAGAGGGUAUGCCUCAACUAAGUUUGCUAUGCAUUGACACUCGGAGAGAAGAGAUCAGAGGAAUGCCACCGAAAUUUGAGAAGUUAAAAAAGGGUCAUUGUCAAGCAUAUGUUGCCAUGAUGGACAUGAAAUUCAUUCAGUUAUUGGUGCUAACAAGUUCCAAUAUGUUUUGGAACACAAACACUUAUAGAUUUAGUAUAAACCUCUUUAUAGCUGCUAGUGCACAGUGGUGCAACAGGGAUAAGAUGGGCUCUUGUAGCGGUGAGAAAAUAUCCCCAUGGAAGUCAUCAAUCUCCAAUCAUUCUUACAACACCUACAGCGACAUUGCUAUUGAAAAUAUAACUAAUGAUCAUGACUACAAUAGUGCAGCGCAGUUUCAGCCAGCUUUGACAUGUCAUGUGGAGAUUGGUGAAGGAAUUAGCAACACCACCAGCAUGGAGAGCACACAAGGAAACAAGGCUAUCAUAUUUGUGAUGAACAAGGCUGAGAGUUUGCAUGUGCACGAUAAUUAUUCCAUCAACACUGCCAUCCCUGAAUCUAUAAUCACUGUGGAAGAUAAAAAACUUGGGUGGAAUUGUCUGCAACAGUGUCGUGUGGAGAGAUGCCCCAAGCUAGACACAGUCUUCGCCACUAACUAUGAUAUCAUCUGCUUUCAAGAACUAGAGAACCUUUGGGCGGCUGAUCUACUGACGGCGUCCUGUGUUUGGAGCAGAGGAAAGAUGGUCAGUCUCAGGGACACCCGUUCCUUCACGAAACUACAGAGCAUACACUUGUACUCAUGUCCAAGGCUCAAAUUUGUGCUUCCAUUAUCAUGGUCGGCUCCAGGCUCAUAUUUUCCCAACUUAGAGAUCCUUCACAUUGUCAGUUCUGGUGAUCUCGACAAGGUAUUCCCAGUGGAGCCAGAGUUCCUGACAACAAUAUCCACCGAUGACCGAAAAGGUGUCCUGGAGUUCCCAAAGCUGAAACGCAUUUACCUGCAUGAGCUCUAUAAGCUGCAGCAUAUAUGCGAAGCCAGGAUGUUUGCUCCCAAACUUGAGACCAUAAGGGUCAGGGGAUGCUCGGGACUCCGGCGCCUCCCUGCCGUCGGCCAAGACAUCCGCCCUAUCGUGGACUGCGAGAAGGACUGGUGGGAGAAGCUGGAGUGGGACGGGCCGGAGGCCAGCCAUGAGCGUUCCCUCUAUGAUCCCUGCCACUCGUCAUAUUACAAGAAGCCCCUGCCUAGAUUCUCAGUGCUCCGGUGAACUGACCGUACCACCCAGGUUUGGUGGUGACGUCUUGCUGCUUUCAACUGCUGCCACUGCCGCUGCCGCGAUGGUUCAAGUCUGUGUUUGCUUGCCAAGAUUGCGUUGGUCUACUACCAACAUUCAAAAAAAAAAAGAUUGCGUUGGUCUGAAGCUAUCUCUGUGUGUGCGCGUGCUCGUGCCUGCUUAAUUAUUUGUGUGUGUUUUGGUUUGAUUUGUGCCUUUGAUUGCGUUUGA
Messenger RNA from Triticum dicoccoides, 3488 nucleotides. RefSeq lists its product as uncharacterized. The transcript has 4 exons. The record is from RefSeq and is a predicted model, not a curated record. The coding region runs from base 213 to 3251 and encodes 1012 amino acids. Lineage: Eukaryota; Viridiplantae; Streptophyta; Magnoliopsida; Poales; Poaceae.